AUGUCGAUAAAUGAUCCGCAAAUGGCAGUAAAUUCAAGGUCUGAGCAGAAAGGAGAAGCGCAAGAAGUGAAAGAAACCAGGAAUCCAAAAAAAAACGCUCUACAACAAACACAAGAAGCAUUGCUGAGAAAAAGGAGCUCAAUUGCUGCUAAUGUUGAACCGCUAGAAGCUAAGGAGAUUCCAGAGAAGAAGCUCGAAUCGGUCGUAAAAAGAGAGGGCACUGCUGUUGCUGGAAAGGAGGAGAGAAAGGACGAUGAAAAAGACCAAAUUAUAGCUCAACCAAAGCUAGAAAAUCAAAGAUUGGAGGAGCUCGCUCGGUAUCGGAAUUCAAAAGGCAAAAUUGACCUAUUUUUAGAGUUUAAACGGCGCAACCAAAAGGUUCCUGGGAUAGGAGAAACGGCGAGGGAGAAACUCAGAUCUAUUGGAUGCAAUAACACGUCUGAUCUGUUUGCAGUGUACUUCAUGUCCGAAAGUGAAGAAGAAUUCACGAAGUGGUUGAAGAAGAUUGCUGACAUUAAAUGCCAACAAUGCGAAACUGGCAUACGAUUGGUUCAUUGGGGGGAACUAUGA
Messenger RNA from Ostertagia ostertagi, 570 nucleotides. The record is from the annotation of a GenBank genome assembly. Lineage: Eukaryota; Metazoa; Nematoda; Chromadorea; Rhabditida; Trichostrongylidae.